Meriones unguiculatus (Mongolian gerbil) is the source of this 7054-nucleotide messenger RNA. RefSeq names its product solute carrier family 6 member 5 (gene Slc6a5). The record is from RefSeq and is a predicted model, not a curated record. The coding region runs from base 276 to 2678 and encodes 800 amino acids. Gene Ontology annotation, molecular function: glycine:sodium symporter activity. Gene Ontology annotation, biological process: synaptic transmission, glycinergic; glycine import across plasma membrane; sodium ion transmembrane transport. Gene Ontology annotation, cellular component: membrane. The transcript is spliced from 16 exons. NCBI's taxonomy places the organism in Eukaryota, Metazoa, Chordata, Mammalia, Rodentia, Muridae.
ACCCACAUGAGUCACGACAAGCACGCAGCCCCCUCCUGCCCGAGUGACAACAGGACAGCGUACUCCAGGCUGUUGUCCCUUUAAAAUCCGAAUCCAAAGGGGUAAUGAUUUAUCAAACGUGUAUUAUCAGGAAGAUGUCAAAUGAAGGGCACCUUGCUUCCCACUGACGCAAACCCGGCCUUUCCCGGGGAGAUAUAGAAAGCGCCUCUUGUUUCAGGGCCAAACCUAGACCAGUGGUGGGUUUUACUCUACGAUUCAAUCUGUUCGAAUCAGACAUGGAUUGCAGUCCUCCCAAGGAAAUGAAUAAACAACCAGCGGACAGCCUGGAGGCAGCGGGGCCGGGCCACCGGGAUAGCCCUCUAGCACCUAGGACCAGCCCUGAGCGGGAGCUGCCUGCCGCGGCCCCCUCGGCCGCCGCCGCCCAGCCGCCACGUGUGCCCAGGUCGGCUUCCACCGGCGCCCAAACUUUCCAGUCUGCGGAUGGUAAAGCCUGCGACGCCCAGCAGUCCGGGGUAGGGUUGUGUAAACUCAGCAGCCCCCGGGCACAGGCGACCUCCGCGGCCCUCCGGGACCUAAACGAAGGGCACAGCGCACAGGCCAACCCCCCUUCCGGGGCGGCUGGGCCGGGCAACGCGCUGCAUUGCAAGAUCCCAGCUCUCCGUGGCCCGGAGGAGGACGCGAACGUGAGUGUGGGCAAGGGCACCCUGGAGCACAACAAUACCCCAGCCGUGGGCUGGGUGAACAUGAGCCAGAGCACCGUGGUGUUGGGGACGGAUGGCAUCGCGUCCGUGCUCCCGGGCAGCGUGGCCACCACUGCCGUACCGGAGGACGAGCAAGGGGAUGAGAAUAAGGCCCGAGGGAACUGGUCCAGCAAACUGGACUUCAUCCUGUCCAUGGUGGGGUACGCAGUGGGGCUGGGCAAUGUUUGGAGGUUUCCCUACCUGGCCUUCCAGAACGGGGGAGGUGCUUUCCUCAUCCCCUACCUGAUGAUGCUAGCGCUGGCUGGCUUGCCUAUCUUCUUCCUAGAGGUGUCACUGGGCCAGUUUGCCAGCCAGGGCCCUGUGUCUGUGUGGAAGGCCAUCCCAGCUCUGCAGGGCUGCGGCAUUGCGAUGCUCAUCAUCUCUGUCCUCAUAGCCAUUUACUACAACGUGAUCAUUUGCUACACACUCUUCUACCUGUUUGCCUCCUUUGUAUCUGUGCUGCCCUGGGGCUCCUGCAACAACCCAUGGAACACACCAGAAUGCAAAGACAAAACCAGACUUUUGCUAGAUUCCUGUGUCGUCACUGACCAUCCCAAGAUACAGAUCAAGAACUCCACUUUUUGCAUGACUGCCUAUCCAAACUUGACAAUGGUUAACUUCACCAGCCAGGCCAAUAAGACGUUCGUCAGUGGGAGCGAAGAGUACUUCAAGUACUUUGUGCUGAAGAUUUCUGCAGGGAUUGAAUAUCCAGGCGAGAUCAGGUGGCCCUUGGCCUUCUGCCUCUUCUUGGCGUGGGUGAUUGUGUAUGCUUCGCUGGCAAAAGGAAUUAAGACAUCAGGAAAAGUGGUGUACUUCACAGCCACGUUCCCUUAUGUUGUGCUGGUCAUCCUCCUCAUUCGAGGGGUCACUCUGCCUGGAGCUGGAGCUGGCAUCUGGUACUUCAUCACGCCCAAGUGGGAGAAACUCACGGAUGCCACGGUGUGGAAGGAUGCUGCCACUCAGAUUUUCUUCUCCCUGUCUGCGGCCUGGGGAGGACUCAUCACUCUUUCUUCUUACAACAAAUUCCAUAACAACUGCUACAGGGACACGUUAAUUGUAACCUGCACCAACAGUGCCACUAGCAUCUUUGCUGGGUUCGUCAUCUUCUCUGUCAUCGGCUUCAUGGCCAACGAACGCAAAGUCAACAUUGAGAAUGUGGCUGACCAAGGGCCAGGCAUUGCAUUUGUGGUUUACCCAGAAGCCUUAACCAGGCUGCCUCUCUCUCCAUUCUGGGCCAUCAUCUUUUUCCUGAUGCUUCUCACUCUUGGACUUGACACUAUGUUUGCCACCAUUGAGACCAUCGUGACCUCCAUCUCGGAUGAGUUCCCCAAGUACCUGCGCACACACAAGCCUGUGUUCACCCUGGGCUGCUGCAUCUGUUUCUUCAUUAUGGGCUUUCCGAUGAUCACACAGGGUGGAAUCUACAUGUUUCAGCUUGUGGACACUUAUGCUGCCUCCUAUGCCCUUGUCAUCAUUGCCAUAUUUGAGCUUGUUGGCAUCUCCUAUGUGUAUGGUUUGCAGAGGUUCUGUGAAGACAUUGAGAUGAUGAUUGGAUUCCAGCCCAACAUUUUCUGGAAAGUCUGCUGGGCGUUUGUCACACCAACCAUUUUAACCUUUAUUCUUUGCUUCAGCUUCUACCAGUGGGAGCCCAUGACCUAUGGCUCUUACCGCUACCCUAACUGGUCCAUGGUGCUCGGAUGGCUGAUGCUCGCUUGCUCUGUUAUCUGGAUCCCGAUUAUGUUUGUGAUAAAAAUGUAUCUGGCUCCUGGCAGAUUUAUUGAGAGGCUGAAGUUGGUAUGCUCACCACAGCCAGACUGGGGCCCGUUCUUAGCUCAGCACCGUGGGGAGCGCUACAAGAAUAUGAUCGACCCCCUGGGGACCUCGUCCCUGGGACUCAAGCUGCCAGUGAAGGAUUUGGAACUGGGCACCCAGUGCUAGUCCAGCAGUGUGGAUGGUCCUGUAUUAUUCCUGGUCUUCCUGUCUGCCCGCCUUCACACUUUCCCCAGAUUUAUUCCCAGUUUUCUUCUUUCUCCCCACACCUCGGUUCACAAGUGCAUGAGAGUGUUCCAUAGAAAAAGUAGGACAUAGUGUAGCAUGCUGUAGUGAAAGUCACACAGACCACUAGAGGUGCUGUCUGCCUGUGUCUGUGCUAUCAGUCUCUGGAAGGAUUGGUCCCCCAUCAGGCUGCUUCAUUGAUCCUGCAGGGGUGGGUUGGACAGAAGCGUGCUGGCAGGUACAUGCUUUAGCAGUCGAGAAAUUUCAUUGUGUGAUCUGAUUGCGGGGAGCAGUAGGGCGUGAGGAGAAUGCAGACUUUGAGGACUGUUGAUUUGUAUUCAUUGCUGAGCUGGGGAAUGCAGUGAUCUCAUUCAGAAGCUGAAAGUUCAGGUCAGGUGCAUUUAGGGGAAUGGCAGAGCUGGAGACUGUUCUGGAGGCAGACAGGGCUGGUAGGUAGAUUUGGGCACCUACCAAACCACGCUGGGUGGUUUGGUUCGCAUAUCCAUUUUUUUUUAUUUUGACCAAAUAUACCAGGCAUUUAGAUGCUUCAUCUCUCUAUGCUGUGGAUCUGAAUGAAGGAACUCCAUUCUCUUACCUCAGUCUUUCUCCCUCCCUUUGUUCCUUCUUCCUUUCUUUUUCUUCCUCCUUCUGUAAUAAUGACAUUUGAGAGUUAAUUCUUUGGGUGUUUUCUUUUACUCUCUGCACAAAAAGCCAUGCUUUGACUUUUGCAUGUCAACUUUUGUACCACUGUUCUAUUUGCCAUGAUGUCUUUAGCACCACGGUUCAGGAUCAUGACAUGCCUCCUGUCUCUUUGCCUCCAAAUCACUUUCUAUAAGCUGUAGAUAUGUUGUCUUUCAACCUAUUGGAAACAAGACUUACCCCAGUUCUGUCUAUAUAUUAUAUAUAUGUGGGACACAAACUCUUGAAAGAUACUUCCUCAAUUUUUGCUCCUUUCUCAGUAACAGUAAAUGCCAAUUGUGGCCAUAGGGAAACCAGAGAAAUGAAGAGGUUGGUAAAAAGCAACUAUGUUACUACUCAUCCCUGUGGCUGUGCAUCUUAGGUCACUGUAUUUCCAGAACUUUCUGAUAAAUACAGCUUAGUUUAGGAGUAAGCCAGUCAACACUAUAGCUUGUAAGACUGCACUUAGCCAGUUCAGUUUCCAGAACUCCCUAUCCACUGUGCUCAAUGCCACUGCUCAGAGCACCAUCUGCAGAGCCUGGCCAGGCCACGCCCUAUAGUCUGCUGUCUCUUGAACAGGCAUAUACACAACUCUUUAAUGGCACUGUGUGCUCACGCAGUGUGUACACGCUGCGUGGAGUGGUGUUUUCUGACCUUAUAAAUAUCUUACGAAUUACCACAGAGAUGGCAAGUUUAGAGUAGCAUAGUUGGGGCUUUUUAAUUUUUUCCCCUUACAGUCUUAAUAUCUCAACCUAAAAUUGCUUUCUUUAGCAGAGAUGGGGUUCAAUCAUUUUUGUAUUAGCCUGUCUUCAUAUAACAGGGUCUCAAGCGAAGUUUUCAGUUCAUAUCUUGUAUAUUGAUAUGACAUUUUCAUCCUGCACAAUGGCGAUGAUGCUCCAAUAGCAGACUUUAAUGUAUCUUUUUAAAAAGGUGAUUCCGUUUGUGUAAAGUGUCUGAAGUCAUCGUAUUGAACUCUCCCUUUCCUGUGUAAGUGCUCGUAUCACCUGCCAACAAUGAUGGGAACUUGUGUUUCCCAGAGCAGGCAUGACAGGUGUUAGGAAAGGGAACAAGGUGGGUUUUGAACCCCUGGCUUUCAUGUCUUUGCUAGCAGGAUGUGCUUUCUCUCUUCCACAUUCUCUUUCCUUCUAGUUGCUCAAAGGUAGGUCUUGCUAGGCUAUCACAGAGAUGGAGCCUCAGGCUUCCCCUCUUUUAGAAAGAUGAGCUGUGGGCUCAGAUGUCCACUCUCUGCUGUCAUCAUCUGUUUCUCCAAGAAAGCCACACAGAAGAGAGGCCUCAUUCUUGCAUCAGCAUGAGAGGUGGCACCAAGGCUUUGGGUGUGAGUGUGAAUGAUGAGGUCAGUCUGGACACUCCUCAGAGCCUUGCCAGUUUGCAGGUUGAAGAAGAGCACAAAGCCCAUCUCGGCACACAUUUGUGUUGGUGUUGGUAUGAAUGGCUUCUGGCCUCCUCUUUUCUCUGGGCUGGAACUGAGAUUGGUGCUGGAUGCCAACCCAAUUGUUGCUAAUUUUUUUCUCGGUAAUUAAAAGCAGGGUGUGGAGAGGCCAUGGACUCUGCCAGAUGUGAACUGUAAGGAUGGAGACCACAUCUGCUAGUGGGUUUGUAACCGGAGCAGCUGCAGCUGUGUCUAAGAGGAUGUUUAGGAAAGACCUAGAGUCUGCCCCUGAGAACUCAUCCAUUUUGUUGUUGUUGCUUUGCUUUUCCUUUCCUGGUUAGACUGUUUAGAAGGACAAAGGCAGACAAAAGGGUCCAGGCUUACCUGGAAACAGCUGCCUUUGAAGUUUAGUUUUGUCUACAUUCAUUGCCAUGUUCAAGUUCAAGGCUCUCCUUGACGGGCAGGAGUGGUGUCUGAAUUGCCUGCAUUCACUGUGUAUCUCAGUGGUUCGCCUCCUGAGGGUUUGGUUGGGAUGCUGAGAACUGAUAUGUAUACCACUAGAUGGAUUGUUUCCAUGCUACUAAAAUGCACAAUCAAUUUGAAGAAAAAAAAAAUGAAUGAAUCAAUAGGAAAUGAAAGCGCUGUCAUAACUGCCACCUGAGAUUUCUCCUUUGACACUGAAAGAGAAGCAAUGUUACUUAGGAAAGAUUUUAGUUUUCUGUGUGGAGUGGUGGGGAGUUUUCCAUCUGUGAGAUGAUUUCAUAUCACAAACCAAUAUACCCAUUCAGAGAAAAACAAGCCAUAUGUGAAAAAUAGUAACCCUGUAAUAUCCUUAAAACAGAAAGCAUCAUGUAUUUAUUAACUAUUGGUGUUGUGGUUUCUUAUGCAAACCUUUGUCUAAUUGUCUUGCUCACUAGAAACUUCUAAUCUCCUUCAGGCUAUGUUUGUUGUGAACAAGUGUGUUCAGUUCUGGUCUUUUGUGAUAGUUGUUUUAUCUGUCCUUGUCUAUUUCUUUAUUGCAUGAUAUCUGUGGUCAACGCAAAAUCCUAAUAACCUUGACAUCUUUGGAAUUUUUGAUGUGAUUUUAAUGUGUGAGGGCUGUAAUUGAUGUGUACUUCAGGGAACGGCACUUUAGAACGAGUUGAACACAUGGAACUUUGGUUGGAUGAGACUCAGAUUGUCUCUACUCUGGCACAGCACUGAGGGGGUCAGGGUUUUGCUUCUCUUCUGUUGUCCACAUGUGCCUCAACGCUUCUCAGUUCCUUUCUGUCAGCAUGGGCUUCCCAUGCCUUAAACCGACACAUCUCUUAACUUUUCAUAUCCUUGGCCAUGGGUCAUUGUCCUCUUCCCAGAGGCUAGCACAGCAACUGUUGCUGGAUGUGUGACAGCAAGGUCAUCCUGCCAGUGGUGUUGGGAUUUGGGUCUGUGACUUGCUUCUCCAGGGAAUUGACAUGGGUAAGGGUGUUCUGCAGAGUAGGCUGACAUGCAAGGCAUGGAGACAAAGGCCAGCAAGUCAGCUCUUUCUGUCUCACCAUGUGUGUUAUGCAAAGAUAGCCUGGAGUUUUGGAGCGGGACUUCUUGUCUUUCUCUCGUUUAGCUGUGCUUGUCUAGAAGGACCUCUGUGAAAUAUGGUCUUGGCAUAGGUUGCCGUAAACUGCCUGCAGAGAAAGGAUUUCAGAUGGGUGUUCAUUGCCCCUGAAAAGCAAGCUCAGGCUUGAUUAGCUUCUGAGGAUGACACCUCCAGGUACCCAGCUGCCUUACAGGUGGGUUUGACCAUUGGGAUGAUGUUUAGAAGUCAUGUAAACUGGGAACUGCUGUGUCUCUCAUUUGUCCGUGUUCUUUUGCACUUUAUUAUGGACCUAUCGAGGAAUAGGUUGAUUCUUAAAAUGUGUGCUUGGAUAAUGUCCUAAAUGCAAGCAUCUCAUGUGGGCACUAUUGUUCAUGAAUAAAGAUGUUUCCUAGUCAGGUCCUUAUAUUUUUCCAUCGACUGUACAUGAAGAAAAUAUAUUAUGUUACAAAAUGAUGUGUCAUAUAUAUCUAUCUAUCUUAUAGAGUGCUUAUUAUAUAUUGUGCAUUAUUCAUUUAAGAAGUCAUUACUCUUGAGGCCCUACCUCAAAUUUUGUAUUUAUGUGUACAAAUGCAAUUUAUUGUAUUAUAUAUUUGCUUAUUACAUACUGAUAUAAAUUAGAGUUUAUCCUAACAAUGUAUGAGUCCUCCCAAACCCCCAAAUAAAUGUCAGUGUUUAAAACAU